Molecule: messenger RNA, 1959 nt
Organism: Durusdinium trenchii
Lineage: Eukaryota; Dinophyceae; Suessiales; Symbiodiniaceae
Source: the annotation of a GenBank genome assembly
AUGGCCGUAUCGCUUGCUUGGUGGGUGCUCUUUGCCACAUGUUUCGGCACUGAGAGCAGCCCAUUGCUCUUGCAAAAGAAGAUCCAUUUAGCAGAUACUCCCAAGCCCAAACGGAGCCUGGAAGAGCAACUGGAAGUGCUCGAAGUCACUGACCUCCAUGACCUGGCUGGAAAAUCCGUGUAUUUGGUCAUGAUUGAUCGCUUCUCGCGUGAGGGUGGUCAUAGCAGUGAGCACCUGGAAGCCUGUGAAGGAGGCCAAUGGUGUAACGGAACUUUGAAAGGCAUCACUUCGCACUUAGACUACAUCAGUGCCAUGGGUUUCGAUUGUAUUUGGGUUACACCUGUGGUGAAGAACUUCUAUGGACCUGAUCUAGGUGAGAGUGGUUAUGGCUAUCAUGGUUAUUGGGCAGAGGACUUUUAUUCGAUCGAUCCUAAUUUCGGCACAAAAGACGACUUGAAGGAGCUGGUACAGCAAACACACCGGCAUGGGAUCCUCGUCGAAUUCUUUUGGCAACAUGUUUUGCUCAAUUUGCAAACGAUGUGCUUCAUCCUUGACAUCGUCUUGAACCACAUCCGUCCAGUACAUUCCCUCAGCGACCUAUCAAAGGUGAAACCCUUCAACGACACCCGCUAUUUGCACUUGCUCAAUAUGUCGGGCAUGAGCUUUGACAAGUAUGCCGAGAAAGGUGCUAAUUGGCCCUUUCCGAUUCAAGCCCUGGGUCCUGGGGCUCAAUGUCUCAUGAACACGCGGAAGGAUGGUACUCCGGAUGGCACCAACAGCGGUACCUACUGCAACAACUAUCCUGAGAAUAACUACUCACAGGAACAUUACUUUCAGGAAAGGGCUCAUGGGCCACCGCAUUUGAAGUACUGUGGAACUGGCGAUUAUCUUUGCCGCGGAUACAAUGAGACGGUCAUUCAAGAUGGCUGGUUUUACGAUUUGGCCGACCUGGACCAAUCUGUCCCAUUUGUGCGAGAAUUUCUGAAGGAUUGGGUGAAGUACAUGGCCUGGAGCUUAGUGUCGGAUUGGCCCAAGAACAAGUGGUUUACAGGGCGAAGCCCAAGUGGUUCAGCUACCGAGUUCGACGUGGAUGGAAUCCGCCUCGAUACCACACCUCAUCUUCCCUAUGAUUUUCUGAAAGAAGUGCAGGAGAUGUUGAUGUCUCUCUCCAAGCCCAUCAGCAUUUUGGGAGAGGUGACCACUGUCAACAUGAGCUUCCACGCAUCCUAUCAGAACAAAGAUGGCCAACCCAUCUUGGGUGGUUUGGAGAAUUUUCCCUUGUCCUACAACGCGGUGCCUGGAUACUGUGGCUGGCCAAAUUCUGUUCUCUCGCCAGUGGCACAAUUUGAUCUGACUUACCUCGCAAGCGCUAGCGAAUUGCAGUUGACGAGCAACCUAUAUUCUGACACUGAUUUGCUUAUGAACAUGAUGGACAAUCAAGAUGAUGCGCCUAUUGCUGGCCUGUACCACAUCUCUGCUGGACCUUUUUCUCCGGGGACCGGCGGUUGUCAGGAUGACGAAAGCUUGCUCUUAAAUGGAUGGGCCUGGCUGAUGUUUGCGAAGGGUAUGCCUGUAGUUGCGUGGGGAGAUGAGCAAGGCAACUCAGUCUACCGGAUGAGACGAGACGCCUGGCAAUAUCGCCUGCUGAGCCGUAUGAAUGCUAUCCGAAAGGAAAGACGCCUAGCGAAGGCAAGUGCUCAAGUGCGUUUUGGUAGCAAAGAUCAAUUCGUUUUUCAACGCGGCCCUCCCAACAGCAAGCAUUCAGCGUGGAUUUUCACGAACAAUCUGCCCAACUGCUCCGGCCGAAUCACUUACCCCAUCGCCCCGCCGGCUCCUCCAUCGGGGAUGUACUGGACUGAUGCGCUUUUUAACCAGCCUUUUGAGAUCUUCGGAGAUAAGAUAACUGCACGAACCAAGCCUUUAGUCUUAGUCCUCGAGCCAAAUUUUGCCUCCAGCUAA